Molecule: messenger RNA, 3201 nt
Organism: Triplophysa dalaica
Lineage: Eukaryota; Metazoa; Chordata; Actinopteri; Cypriniformes; Nemacheilidae
Gene: atxn10
Product: ataxin 10
Exons: 11
Coding region: 46-1479 (477 amino acids)
Biological process (GO): neuron projection development
Cellular component (GO): cytosol
Source: RefSeq, a predicted model, not a curated record
UCUGUUGCUUGUGCGCGUGUGUUGACGGCGUCUAGCAGGAAAAUCAUGCAGCGCAUAAAUCCAGCGCUGCGUGAAAUAUCCCUGGAAAACCUUAUAAACACGCAUCUCACAACUUUACAAACGUUGACAAAAGCUUUACGGGAUGACCAGUUCAGAGCUAGUGUUGAUAAAGAUGUUAUUGAAAACCUCCAUGCCGUGCUUUCAAGACGCUUUGUGGAAAUUAAGAGCAUGGGUGAUGAUGUGGAUCCAGAGGAUGAAAGUGUGUCAUUGUGCCUUAAACUCACCGCGGAGUGUUUCAGAGCACAUAGGAAUGCUUGUGUGCAGUGCACUCCAAACCAAUGCAGUCUGAGAAAUCUUGGUUCUAUCAAGGUAUCUUUUGAGAUUUUGGGCGAACUCAUUAAGUUUACAUCAGGAGGAUCAAAUGUUGUCUAUGAUGCGAUCCGAUGUGGUAUUCAGUUUCUUGGUAACAUCGCUGUUGGAAACCAGCUCUGUAAAGAUGACAUCUGGAAGCUUGGUUUUCCGCACAUCUUUUGGAACAUGUUGGAGCUACCGGACGAGAAAGCUGUUUCAUACACAUGCAUGGUACUUCACACUUGCCUCGAUGAACACAAGACAGAAAAGCUAGCUCAAGACACACAGCAGCUUAAAGUGUCUCUGAAGAUCAUGGACUUGUGCAGGACUUUACCUGAUGUGGACUGGACGGUCUUGAUCGCCACACAGCAUUUCCUCAAGUCUUCAGAGAUCAUCAGCAAGAUGUACACAGAAAUGACCAAUGAAGAAAGACUAACACUAUUGGAGCUGAUAUUAGCGCAUCUUGCUGUUGGUGAAGAGGAGAAAGACUCUUUAAUACCUCUGAGUCUAGCUGUGUUUCUGGCCUCCUGCUUCACUGAUCGCUGCAGAGCCGUUCUUACCCUCGCCACUCAAUCCUCAGCUGAUAACCAGGGUGCCGUGGUCGUGAUCAGACUUUUGGAGAUCCUUUGCGAGAUGACCUCGGACCGGAAGAAGUUCAUGGCCCUGCAGGAUCACCCUGACCUUCUGAGCUCAACAGUCGUUCUCUUGAAAGAGGUCCAUUUAUUGGGCAAGACGAGUAAAAAUGUGUUCACCGCAGCACAGGAUUUCUCCUUGAAAAGGCCAGGGGGCGCCGACGACCACCCCGCACUCAGUUUCAAAGCUCAUCUCAUCCGACUCAUCGGGAAUCUUUGUCAUAGCCACUGUGUCAACCAGGACAAGGUACGAGAACUGGAUGGUAUAGCGCUCAUUCUGGACAACUGCAGCCUUGAUAGCAACAACCCUUUUAUAAGCCAAUGGGCUGUUUUUGCCAUCCGGAACAUUCUGGAACACAACCCUGAGAAUCAGAAGCUCAUACAAGACCUUCGAAGUCAAGGUGUGGCAGACGACACGAUGCUCAGAGAGAUGGGCUUCAGAGUGGAGGAACGGGAUGGCAGUAGUCUUCUCAGGCCCUUAAAGAAAGACCCAUAGUGGAUUUUUAGGCCAGGAGACACUAUCCUAAGAUUCCCCUAACCCAUCCCCACACUCCUUGACUGUGUUAUAAUAUGCUCUGAAAAUGGCUUCAAACGCCCACAGAACACACUGGGGUCAUUUCAUUUUCCAAUCAGUGCUUGGGAACACAAGGGGCCGGUCUGUGCUUUUGUGCCGUCCACACAAGAGGAAAUCAAUCAUAGGAGCUAAUCUGAGAAGGACCCAUGCUGGUAUCUGUGAUGCAUUUAGUGCUCUUUGAUUGUGCCCCCCCCCAUGUGGAAUUCAAAUCCUAUGAAACAAGCAGAACCGUGUCUUCCUGGCUUUUCAGCUGCUGAAGAGACUCUGGUGACCAAUGGGGAGUAGAGGUUAAUCCCUAAUUCAGUGCGUUUUAUAGAGACCGACUGCCCUCUUGAUCUUUGCGUGUAAAGUUUGUCUCAAUACCCGCGAGACUUCGCUUUAAAUUCCGAUUUCUUAACAGAGCUGUGCAAUUUCCCAAAAGUAGAAAUUGUGUUAUUUACCCUCAAACCAGAAAGCAGAAGAACAGAUUUUGAGACGUCUCAGUGGUUUUGUGUCUGUACAAUGGAAGUCAAUGGGGGCCAGUGUUGUUUGGUCACCAAUGCGCUUCAAAGUCAUACAAAAGUCAUACAAGUUCGGAAAGACACGAGGGUGAACAAAUAAUGAAAUAAUUUGAGUUUUUGGAUGAAUUAGCCCUCUAAAAGAAAAGUUCGCCCAAAAAUGCAAAUCUUGUCAUCAUCGGCCUUGCUUUAUGGUUUUCGUUUUUGGAAGUGAAAAAUGUUGGUUCACGGUCACUGCACACUUUCAUCACAUGGAAAGGAUCACCAUGAACAUCCUGUGUAAGAUCAUACAGGCUUGGAACGACAUGAGGGUAAGCAAAGCAUGGGAAAGGUUUUCUGCACAUUUUUUUGACCAAACCAACUCAUUUACAUGUUUCUGGAAAUGGAGAUUACAGCGUAGAUGACACUUGGUUAUGAUGUAUCGCCUGGUUUCUUUGCUUGCUGUCCAACCUAAUCUACAUUAGAGGAACUUCUCAAUGGCUUACCAAACACCAGUCAUCAUGUCUCUUAUUCUUUCUCAAUUUCAUAUCCUUUUUUUCCUCUUGUACCCGUCUAGUUCUCAAGGGGGUCAGUUUGUCCCAAGUGAAUCAGACCAGAAGUAUUAGCUUGCGGAAUCAGAUCACGCCCCAUCCUGUCCCGGAAUGAGCUGAGUGGUCCGCCCCCCUUCCAUUAAUACCCCUCUUCGGAGGCCUCUGCUCUCCCCGCCACACCCUGUUUUCUCUGCCUCAUAUUUUUUAAUGACAAAAUGUUUGCGCGAAACAAUCCUGGUUGACUUUUCUCUCAAUCCGGGGUAUAGUGUUGGGAGCUUACACGGUUCCGGCACCCAGCGGUUCAGACAGCUAACAAAACAGGUCCCAUUUACUUCUGCUCCGAUGGGUGCCUGCUAUGCUUUUCACACACAGGAAAAAGACCGGGGAGCCUACGGCGGACCAAUAAAUGAGGCAGCCUAUUCAAACGCGGGCUGGAGAAUCUCUGCCGUCACUCUGAGAUCAGCGUUUCGCUAUAUCUGCACCCACGCCUGUGUGCCGGUCAGCGCAUCUGGGAAGAAAUUUUAAGGGAUGUGAAUUGUUUGAACGUUUGCCAUCCUUGUUAGCGUUACCUGCAUUUGUACAUUUUUUUAUUAAAUACAUACGCUGCUGUUAUUGAA